AUGUCUCAAAUAAUUACCAAAUUUCCUAUUGACAUAUUAUAUGAUAUUAUUGAACAAGUGGAUGAUGGGGCGUCCUUAUUCUCGUGUUUGUUAGUUAAUCGAAGUUGGUGUAAAAUCACUGUUCGACUUUGGUGGAAAACUAUCCAAAACUUUAAUACCUUGGUCGCUUGUUUACCUAGCGAAUCAAUAGCGACCUUACGUAGUAACUUAGUUUUGGUCUCAACUCCAACUCCUAAACCCUUGUUAUUUAAUUACGCGACUUUUGUAAAAUUUCUUUCGUUUACUGACAUCAAAGAUAAAGUUAGAGGGCUCCUUUUAAACCAAAACGUUACCGCCUCAUGUGCACGUAAAUUAUUAACGCUCGAAGUAUUGGUUAUGUUGUUGGGUCAAAGUACUUUAAAAAAAUUGAACGCGAACACCAAAUGCAUUCCUAGUAUCGAAUACACCACUUAUCCUAGAGAUUGUUUUAGAGACCUUACGGAAAUUAGCUGUCGCUCAGAUAUAUGCUCAGAUUUCCUGGAUCAGGUGUCCCAAUUAUGUCAAACCAUACGAUCAAUGGACGUCAAGCUUGAAUUAAAAGUAUCAGAUGGAAUUAAAAAGCUGAUAUCGGUUCAGAAAAAUUUGAAGUUCUUUAGAAUAGUCUUCUUACAUCGUGAAAGUUUGGAAGAAUUAAUCCCCUCAUUGACAAAGCAUUCAUCCACUUUAAUCAAAUUGGAAAUCGACACCUUUCAAAUCACAAAGUCAUUAUUGUUCCUCGCCGAUUUCUUAAAUUUGCAAGAGCUCGUCCUACAAUACUAUUGCGAUUAUUUAGAAGAUUUCAAAACGUUACAACAUGUUACCUUUCCAAAGUUGAAAAGUUUGAAAUUCAAAAGAGGUGUACCAAAAUAUGAAUAUUUGAUAAAUUUCUUGGAGUUGAAUGGCAAACGGCUGGAAACGCUCGAUAUCGAUUGCUAUGGUCAUAAUUCGUUAAAUUUGGCUAUAGCAAACUUUUGCCAAAAUCUGAGGUCGUUAAGUACCAUCUUUAUGAAAGAAGAAGGGAUAACUCUUAAAUCAAUUUUAGUUAAUUGUCAAAAUUUGCAAAGUGUUCACCUUAGGUCCAAUGAUCGUUAUUUGGACGUGAGUGAGAUUUUUGAGAUCGUCGUAAAGCAUUCCUCCAAAACUUUCACCGAGUUGAAAUUGGAUUUUGGAAUAGUUUCGGAAUUGUCUCCAAAGGAAUUAGAUAUCUUUUUUUCCAAUUGGAUGAAUCGCGUACCGCGAAAUCCCAUCUCUUUUAUCAUCGUGAUUCGUUAUUUUGGUGACAUUACAAAAGAAAAUAUGAAAAAUGUUGCCGAUGGUAGCGGCGAUGACAGUGAAGAUGAACAUUUGUAUGUUACGUUUUAUAGAAGAACCACUAGAUUAUAG
Messenger RNA from Funneliformis mosseae, 1401 nucleotides. The record is from the annotation of a GenBank genome assembly. Lineage: Eukaryota; Fungi; Glomeromycota; Glomeromycetes; Glomerales; Glomeraceae.